Messenger RNA from Sardina pilchardus (European sardine), 9837 nucleotides. RefSeq names its product WNK lysine deficient protein kinase 2 (gene wnk2). The record is from RefSeq and is a predicted model, not a curated record. Gene Ontology annotation, molecular function: protein serine/threonine kinase activity; potassium channel inhibitor activity; ATP binding. Gene Ontology annotation, biological process: negative regulation of sodium ion transport; monoatomic ion homeostasis; intracellular signal transduction. NCBI's taxonomy places the organism in Eukaryota, Metazoa, Chordata, Actinopteri, Clupeiformes, Clupeidae. The coding region runs from base 878 to 7768 and encodes 2296 amino acids. The transcript has 29 exons. Gene Ontology annotation, cellular component: cytoplasm; cytosol.
AUCAACACAAGAGGUCUUUCUAUCUCUAGCCGAUAGUGUUAGAAUCGGCAUCGGUUUAUAUUCACUGGGAGAAGCAUUGCCGCAGUGAGUGAAUAAUCUUAUCAACGCUUCAGCUCCAAACCGCGGAUAUCAGCCAGAUGUACUCGUAUACACAAAGGUUGUGUCUAAGUUUCUGCGAUGCGGAAUUACGUGAUUGUAUGGGAGAAAAUUAUGUUAAGAAUUUUGAAUUCUUUUGACAUUGCUAGGUUUAUAUAAACGCAAGGCGUGUUAGCAACUGAGAUUAUGUCGGGCUACAGCUGCGCACUUGAUAGUUUUAUGACGAGCUGUCUGAGGGAUUAAUGAGCGACGUAACCACCUCUGUCAACUACAAUUGUGACAGUGGCAAAGCUAGCCCGUGCGCGGGAAUGGAAGGAAGAAGCGGCAUUUCUUUGGAUUUUAACAAAAUUGAAAUGUCAAGUAUAGGCCUGUCACUUGGACUUGAGGUUAGAAAAUACCAAAAUGCCAUUUUAAGAUGUUGGCGCAACAGCACUGCGCGGUCAUAUUAGCUAGCUGUGUGGAAUUGUAGGCCAAUUGAAAGGAGAUGCACGUCGCCCGUCGUUUUUGUCGCUGAUGCCGCUUUGGAAUGAGAAACACAGCAGGUUAAUUGAUGUGAAUUUGCUGACAGGAUAGCCUGCAAAUGAAGCCGAACUGCGUCAGAGCAAACGGACGUAGCAGGUAUCCUCCAUCCUCCGGCUCAGGACGAACCAUGAUAAAAGCAGCCACUGAGUGUCACAGAUAAGUGUUUAAAAAUUCACAUGAGAUGGAUUCAGGGCCAGGGUCCGGGUCGGAGCCGCCUCUAGGAUGCGCAUUCUCUUCCGUUCCUAACCUAGACUCUGACAUGAACUCGCGCUCUGUUUACGUGAACGGUGAUGAUUGCAAUGUCAACAUGGACCCUGGCGCAGCGCUAAGAGUGCAGGGGGCAAGUGAUCCCAGUGCGUAUCCCUUGUCGGAUUACCGUGGACUGGUCCGCCAGAGGUUCAUACGGAGGAGUUUGUGGUUCUCCGAAACAGAGGAACCAGCGUUUGAUGCGUCAGAAUGUGAUACCAGCAGCCCGAUCGUCAGCGUUCACUUACGCACCAUUGUGGAUAGGACUAGAGUUGCACGCGUUGGCUUUCAUGAAAGCUCGAGCACCGAAAGUCAGGUGGGACAGAGAGGCAGCGCUACAGAAAGCUUCAGCGCGGAGGAUGAUAAAGACAAGACUCCAGCCGAGCAAAAGACGGAAAUUGCAUCCCCGGAACAGCUCAGAACCACCGGGAAAGCGGGAAGCGAUGAAAAUGAGGAAGAAGCCGAGAUGAAAGCUGUCUCCACAUCACCUGGCGGAAGGUUUCUCAAGUUUGACAUAGAGCUGGGACGGGGUUCUUUUAAAACGGUUUACAAGGGCCUAGACACAGAAACAUGGGUUGAAGUGGCGUGGUGUGAACUUCAGGAUCGCAAGCUGUCCAAAGCGGAGAGACAAAGAUUCAAAGAGGAAGCGGAGAUGCUCAAGGGACUGCAGCACCCCAACAUCGUGCGAUUCUAUGACUUUUGGGAGUGUCCUGUUAAAGGGAAGAAAUGCAUUGUCCUUGUGACAGAGCUCAUGACCUCAGGAACACUGAAGACCUAUCUGAAGCGGUUUAAAGUGAUGAAGCCCAAAGUGCUGAGGAGCUGGUGCAGGCAGAUCCUCAAGGGCCUCCACUUCCUCCACACGAGGACCCCUCCCAUCAUCCACAGGGACCUCAAGUGUGACAACAUCUUCAUCACCGGGCCCACCGGCUCGGUGAAGAUCGGCGAUCUUGGUCUGGCCACCCUCAAGAGAGCUUCGUUUGCCAAGAGCGUCAUUGGUACUCCUGAGUUCAUGGCUCCAGAGAUGUAUGAGGAGCACUAUGACGAGGCUGUGGACGUGUAUGCCUUUGGGAUGUGCAUGCUGGAGAUGGCCACCUCCGAAUACCCGUACUCGGAGUGCCAGAACGCUGCGCAGAUCUACCGCAAAGUGACCAGUGGAGUGAAGCCGGCCAGCUACAGCAAGGUUGCUGUCCCAGAAAUCAAGGAGAUCAUUGGCGAGUGCAUCCGCCACCACUGGGAGGAGAGGUACUCCAUCAAAGACCUCCUCAACCACGCCUUCUUCGCCGAGGACACAGGCGUCCGAGUGGAGCUGGCGGAGGAGGAUGAUGGGAAGAAGUCAUCGAUCGGGCUGCGGCUGUGGGUGGAGGACCCCAAGAAGCUCAAGGGGAAGUACAAGGACAGCGGGGCCAUAGAGUUCACCUUUGACCUAGAGAAAGAGGUCCCCGAGGACGUUGCACAGGAAAUGGUGGAGUCGGGCUUCUUCCUGGACAGCGACGUGAAGGUGGUGGGCAAGUCCAUCCGCGACCGCGUGGCGCUCAUCAAGUGGAGGCGAGAGCGCAUCAUCGCGGCGGCGGCCGCUGCCGAGGCGGAGGCCGGGGAGAAGGGUGCGGAGGGAGCGUCGGGAGCGCCGGGAGCGUCGGGAGCGUCCGGCCUGCUGCAGCUACCCGGGGCCAGCCCGGCCCAGACCGCCCCCUACACCGCCCCCUCCGCCGCCCCCUCCGACACGGACGACACCGUCUCUGAGCAGGACCCGGCCUCGGCUGCCACAGCCACAUCUGACAGUGGUGUUGGGUCCGCAGCCAUCUCAGACGUGUUGAGCCUCCAGCACAGUGUUCCAUAUCAUUCUCUCCCGGAGCCCAUCUCCACCACUCAGAGGGCCUAUGGCGCCCCCAUGCAGCCAGGAGCCUACCAGCAGCAGCCUGCUCAACCACUACAGGGGAUCCAGCAGCAGCAGACCACCCAGCUACACCAGGGGGCCCAACAGGAGCCCACCAUGCAGCUGCACCCAGGGGCCCAACAGCAGCAGACCGCACAGCUGCAACAGGGGGCCCAACAACAGCAACAACAACAGCCUACUGCACAGCUCAAUCAGGUGGUCUACCAGCAAGCCGCUGCACAGCUGCACCAGGGGGCCUACCAGCAACCCUCUCUGCAGCUGCAUCAGGGGGCCUAUCAGCAGUCUCCUCCACCGUGCGCCGCCUUGGCCCCCUCUGUUUCGGCGGCUCCGGUACUGAGCGUGCCGCACGGCCGCCCGAGUGUCCCCGGCUUCCCGCCGCCCUCUCAGCCGGCACAGCAAGCGCAGCUGAGCCAGCAGCAGCCGCCGCCGCCGCAGCUAGCACAGGAGUUCCACCUCUAUCUCCACCCUGCCGUUUUCCAGGCCCAGCCGUUGUCUACUGCUCCACCUCUAUCGCAGGCUGGCUCAGAGGGGCUCCCCUUUGCUGCACAGCUGCUCCAGACGUCCACUACCCUGCCGGGCGCCAUGACGGGCGCCAUGACGGGCACCAUGCCGGGCACCAUGCCCCCGCAGCAGCCGCCAGCUCACGGCACGCCCCUUCUCCAGCCCCUGCAGAUCACCACGCAGUUCCCUGCAUACUCUGUGCUACCAGCAGGGGGCACACCAGCUGGAUGUGAAGCAAUGUGUUACUCUCCCGCUCCCCUGUCGUCUGCUUACCCUGCCAGUGUUGCCCCUGUGCCCUCUCCCUACUACUCCCCUGCCCCUGCCCACUCCUGCCUCCCCCUGGCGCCCACCCAGACCGUGCCCUCUGGCCUGGGCACCCCCCAGACCCCCAGCUCCGUGCCCCAGCAAAUGCUGGCGCCCCCUAUUCCUCUCCUGGCCAUGGCGGUGUCGCCCUCCAAGGCCGCUACGCACCAGCAACCAGCUUACUCUCCUCUCCCCCACCCCGAAACCCCGCCCAUCAUCUACCCCGGCCAAUCCGCCCCCGUCCCUAGCUUACAGCCCGCCUCCCUCCCUCAGCAAGAACAAAGUUUGGCUGAGACAGCAGUGCAGCCGCAGGAGUGCAGUACCGCCUCGGCCCAGGAGGAGGCGCCGCCACCGCUCCUGGCUCCCGUCCACUCCGCCGUGCCCACCUCCUUCGUCCAGUCUCUUCCGGUCAGAGCCGAUCAGGAGGCCGAUGCCGCUGCCGCCGCGUCCCAGCGCUGCCACCCAGAGAGCCCUGCGCCCACACCGCUGACUGCUGGUGCCCUGGCACCUGGUGCGCCCGAGGGUGCCAACGUAAGCUCUGGGUCUGUGCCCGGCCCGGCGUUGGUCUCCGCCCAGCAGCCAGCAGAGCUUGUUCAGGAGGAGCCGAUGCCAGAUAGACAGGCGGCCUUCCUCAGCUAUGCCUACGACAGUGUGAACUCGGACGCGGCGUCGGGCAAAGAGAUGAGCGACAGCUACGAGGGCACGGCCAGCGGAGGCAAGGGAGACGGGAAACCACGGAAACACCACCGCAAGUCGGCCCGCACGCGCUCCCGCCAGGAGAAGACCAGCAAGCCCAAACUGAGCAUGCUCAAUGUUUGCGAUACCGGUGACAAGAUGGUGGAAUGUCAGCUGGAGACUCACAACCAUAAAAUGGUGACCUUCAAGUUUGACCUCGACGGGGACGCUCCAGAGGAGAUUGCUACAUACAUGGUGGACAAUGGCUUCAUCCUGCCCAUUGAGAAGGAGGUGUUCAUUGACCAGCUGAAGGACAUAGUGGACAAGGCUGAGGACAUGCUGAGUGAGGACACGGAGGGGGAGAGGGUGUCCAGCAGGGGGAGCAGUCCUCAGCAGAGCCACAGCGGCAGCCUGACCGGGGGAGAGGGUGUGAGCGGUUCUUCUGGAGUCCCCCAGCCGGUCUAUCAGCAGAAUGUUCUACACACGGGCAAGAGGUGGUUCAUCAUCUGCCCGGUGGAGGAGGUGCCCGCGGGCAGCCGAGACGCCCCCUCCGAGGGCACUGCAUCCACACACUCCUCCCUCACUGGCACCGUGACUAUGAGGCCCGAGGGGAUGAGUGGCCCGCCAGCAGGGGGCAGUGUGGCCUCAUCCACAUUCUCUAAAGACUCUGAUGGCUCCACGUCGGCGCCACCCUCAGCGGGCAGUGACGUGACCGGCGUGUGCAGCCCUCUCCCGCAUCCCCUGACCGACCCGCUGGCUUUCUCUCUCCCCUCCACCGCCCUGCCGGCCCAGCCUCCGCCCCUGCACUGCCCCCCGGAGGACGGCACGAGCGCUGCGGCGAGCUCGGCCCAGACGCGCGUGGUGCUGGCCCACCCUCCGCCCGGGACGGGGCUGCGCAACUCCCUGUCCGUGGACGAGAGCCAGCUGAGCGGGCGCCUGGCGGCGCUCUCCCCGAUCCACGCCGCGCAGCAGGUGGCAGAGAUGGCCUGCGCCAGCUCCCUGGCCGAGGAGGUGCCCUGCUGCCCGCUGGUCAUGCCCCUCUCUCUGGACGUGAGCAUGCCGCCGUCCCUCACCCACUCCGCGCCGCCCACGGACCUGAGCUGCGCCCGCGAGGCGGCCCAGAUGCAGACGGAGCGCGGCGGCGGUGGUGGUGGUGGUGGCGGCGGUGGUGGGGGUGGCAGUGCCCACGCCUCGGUGGUGAUGCAGCAGCCCUUCGCCAGCGUGGGCGGCGCCAAAGCCCCGUCGCUGCCCCAGAGCCCGGCGCUGCCCCAGCCCUCGGCCACCGCGGCGGAGUCGGACGGGGAGGGCGGGCGCGGCGGGCGCGGCGGGGGCUUCGUGGACAGCACCAUCAAGACGCUGGACGAGAAGCUGCGCAACCUGCUGUACCAGGAGUACGCGCCCAUGUACCCGUCGGGCAGCGCCGCCGAGACGCCCGGCUCGGGCACCGAGUACGUGCAGUCGCCGCCGGGACCCGAGAGCGCCGUGGAGGGGUCGGGCACCAGCACGCCCGGACCGCUGGGCGACGGACGCCUCAGGGCAGGAGAACAGCUGGUAAUCACUCUCUGUUGCCCUCUGCUGCCCCAGAUCCCUGAGCGGAUGGACAGUUUGAGCAUUCACAGCGACUCCGGCGUAGGAGUUGCCAGAAGACCUGGGAUGCCCCACUCCACCUCUUGCUCUGGUUCCAGAAGCCGAUAUAAGAUGAUGGGCGUUCCCCCGGGCGCGCUGUGUGAGCGUAAGCAGCGCAGCUGGAGCAGUGGCGCGGGGGCCGGCGUGUGUGGCGUUGGCAUCGGCGGCGUUGGCGUGGAGGAGUCGCCCUGCUCGCCGUCCGGCGGCGUCCUGACCGUGGGCCGCUUCUCGGUGGUCAGCGCGGACAACGGCGCCGCCACGCGCCGCAAGCACGGCAGCCACUCGGCCUCGUCCGCCUCGUCCCGCUACUCGGCGCCGCCCGACUUCUGCCUGGAGGCCCCGCCCCCGCCCGCCCUCAUCGCCAAGCGCGGCUCGCUGCCCCGCGCCAUGACGGCCGUGCCCGUGGACGUGACGCGCUUCAUGUCCUCCGACUCGGGCGCGGAGAGCAGCCCCGCCCGCCUGGCCCCGACCACGCCCGGUCGCCACGGACGCGCCGAGCGGCGGGGAAGUGACCUCAUGAAGAGGGCGGUGGCCUUCCUGCGGCGCUCGGGCCGCAGCAGCAGCGUGCAGAGCUCUGAUUCGCCCAGCCGGGCGGCCAGCGGAGUGCCCUGCAGUCCCGUCCACCAGUCGUCCUACUUCAGCAGCGACAACGACUCGGAGAUGGAGGACUCGGACAUCAAGAAGGAGCUGCAGCGGCUACGGGAGAAGCACAUGAAGGAGAUCUCAGAGCUGCAGGCCAACCAGCGCGGGGAGAUCGAGCUGCUGUACCGACGCCUGGGCAAGCCGCUGCCCCCCACCCUGGGCCUCAGCUCCACACUGCCCUCUGGUGGCCGGCGCCGGCGCGCCAGCAAGCACAAGCUCAAGGCAGGCAAGCUCCUCAGCCCUCUGGUGCAGCAGCUGCGCGGCGUCGCCAAAACCAGUGACCCCAGCAAAGCCUCAGAGGUCACCAAGAGCAGUGACCACGCUCCUAGUUUGAACGGCUCUCCAGCGAGAGGUCCGCUCCUGUAUGACAGUAGAGGUCCGGUUGGGACCAUGCCGGGCUCCGGCUCAGAACCGGUCCAAACCCAGCAGCCCUGCUCGCUCAAAGGCUCCCUGUCCUCCGACAACAUCUACUCCAGCCUCCAGGGGGAGGCUCCGGCAAUGCCCGGCGGGCCAGGUCAAGGCUGGCCCACCUAUCCCCAAACACCUGAGAGGGUCACCUAUAAAGGCAGUAGCAAGCCCCGCGCUAGAUUCCUCAGUGGGCCUGUUUCUCUGUCCAUCUGGUCAACCUUGAAGCGUCUGUGCCUCGGCAAAGAACGUGGUAGGUCGGGCGCCAGCUCAGCGGCCUCCUACCAGCCUCAGACGGCGGGCGCCACCCCUCCGCCGCACCAGCCUAUAGUGGGCGUGGCCCAGACGCAGACCAACAACAGCAACAACACGGGCGCCGCCGUGCAGCAGCUGCGCUGGCUGGUGGACGACUGGGCCGGCGAGAUGAUGCCCAGCGGCGCCACCAGCCCCUCGGACAGCCCCCAGCGCCAGGCUGCCCCCAGCGCCAGCGCCCACUGGCAGGAGAGCCGCGCCAGAGCCCGGGCUCGGGUCAGAGCCAGGAGAGCGCUGACCGUAGAGGUGACCUCCACGCCACCAGAGGCCGCUGUGGCUCAGCAGCUGCCGCUCUCCUGGCCCAUGAUUGACAGCUGUCCGUCAGGCCCUGUUCUGGACCCUGAUACGUGGCUCCGCGGAGGCAGCGUCACGCCGCCCGACGCGCUCGGAGGACUCCCGACCUCGCCCCUCUACGCGGCCGCUCAGUGGGCGGAGCUAGCCUCGCCGUCUGGCACGCGGGUCUUCGUCUUCCCCGCCUCCUCUCCGCCAUGGACCGCCCCCGCGUCCCCUCAGCAGGCCCCCAAUCCCAGAACCAGUACUCUCUAGACUCAAACUAUAUCCAAACUACUCAAGCAGGGUGUCUCUGGUUUGUACAGUGUAGCCAGAAUAUCCCAACACUAUGCCUACAAGAGCCCUCUUGUAUAUAUUAUUUCAAGAUCUGGAAUAGGUCCCUAGAACCCAAAGUGUGUUAUUUAAUCUAUUUGAGAAUGUAAAUAUGGGAAUACAUGUAGACUUGCUCUUCCAUCAUCUUCUGUACAUAUGCUACGGGCAUUAUCCAGGUGGCUGUAUAUAAUCCUUUUGAUUUGUUGGUUUGAAAGACACCAUGUGUGUACAUAAUUUAUCCUAGUUAAGACACAUUUGUACCUAGCUGAGUGUAUGUGUGUGUGCUUGAAGUCUACCACCCAGCCAAGUACUGUAGCUAUGUAUAUAGGUAUAUAUACGUACAAACUUCUGUACAUAGGACCACUUCUCCACACAUAUGUACACAAUGCAGUAUACAUGAUGAUGACUGUAUGUAUGGGGGCCAUCGCUGUGUGUGUACAUUAAGACGUUGUGCAUAGAUAUAUGGAUAUAUCUGGAUAUAUCGGUGUGUAUAGGACAGGUUCUGAGGAUGAGGGGGUAUAGAAUUAACGGUUGCCACUCCAUACAUUACAAUGGUUAGGAAAGGAGGAGCACAGCUAUUAGAAACAUCACAUCACUGUGAACCCCUCCCCGUCCAAGUCACCUGUGCCAAUCGCUUCUGCCUGCAAGCCUUCGUCCUCCUGCACCCGGACCCUUUGCUGUUAACGUCACUGCUUUAAACUGGAACUUGAACCGGAACUUGAACGCCAGCUGUAUACUUGAGAUGAAAUGCUCCCCCUUGUGGGUGUGCCUUGAACUGCCGUUUUCUCUAAUCACUCUGGAAGGAUGCACACGACGCACUUAAGUUUGUUGCAGCAUGAGUGGCCUUUCUGAGCAGGUUUGCAUAAGUGAUGAAUGUGUUUGGUGUAGAGAGCACCUCUGAAUUUUUUUGUUUGUUUGUUUGUUUGUUUGUUUGAUUGUUUUGUUUGUGUGUUUUUGUUUCUUUUAGAAUUGCAGUAUGAUAGAGGGCAAAAAGGAAUAUAAUAUGUUCUGCUGUGGAAAUGCCAUUGACUGGUGUGACAACAGCAGGUCUAUGCCAUUUGUGGGAGGAAGAUUCAACACGAAUAGAUGGAUUAGGUUUACUGUUGAACCUGAUUUUUUCUGAAGUAUAUCUGAAGUAUGUUGUUUGGACACAGUUUCCUUGAUGUACUUUUAAUCUACUCACUGUUCAUAUUUAGAAUAUGUGGAGAGGCUUAGGCAAUAUGUGUGAUUAUCAGAAAUGAAAAGGAAGCUUUAUAAAUUUGUAAGGUACCAGAUAUUGUAAUUUAUAACAGGAUAUGAAUCACAUUGAUAGCAGAAUUUUGCUGACAGCAUUUCUGGUAUAAAAACCAUACGGAACCAACACGUAAAGAUGGUCAUGUUGACAUGCAAAAGGAAGACAAUGAGUUCCUUAUUUACUGUAGGGGGAUGGGUGAUAAUUCAAAGUGGGUUGUAGAGCCAUAUGAAGAUUAACAGAACAGUUUUUUGGGAAAUGAGUUUAUUUGCUGUCUACCCGAGUGCGAUAAGAAGACAUUCCCUUCUUAACUGUGGUAAAUAAGCUAAUUUCCCCAAAAGUUGUUGUGACACAGCCAAACUAUAUUUUCAACAGAAAAUCCUCCAGGAGAAGAGCUAGAAGAGCUUAGAAUCCUUGGAUUUGGCAUUAAGGCCCUACACCAGGAAACCAACAUUUAAAGGCAUUUAGCUGUGAGUGGAGUAUAAUUUUGUUAUUCUGGGCCUAGUUGAUGAUCACCAUUGACAGCAUUCAAAGGUGUAGUAUAUAUGCAAUGAUCUCUUUGGAGAGAGUCACUCGCUCACUUCAGAGACGUGACGUUGAGUUGAAGGGAAGGAGAAUUCAGCCUUGCAGCUUUUCUGAUGUUACUUUCCAUCUGAUCCACCUUCCUUUGGGCACCAUAAGCAAGGGAUGCACAGUUCCAUUCCUGGACAUCUUUAUGUCACAUGUGCAAAUUUUAAGUGACCAACAAUUACAGAAUUAAUAAAAAUUUGGCUUGAGCAUA